This is a messenger RNA of Equus caballus (horse), 942 nucleotides long. The record is from RefSeq and is a predicted model, not a curated record. NCBI's taxonomy places the organism in Eukaryota, Metazoa, Chordata, Mammalia, Perissodactyla, Equidae.
AAAAUGGAUAAAGGAAAUCUGUCUGUGGUGUCGGAAUUUAUGCUUCUGGGACUUUGCCACUCGUGGAAUAUGCAGGUCUUAUUCUUAAUGAUAUUUUUUAUGCUUUACCUGAUCAUCAUAUCUGGAAAUAUUUUCAUCACGAUCUUAAUCAUCACUGACCCUCAACUCCAUUCCCCCAUGUACUUCUUGUUGGCUAACCUGUCCUUUAUCGAUAUGUGGCUUUCUUCAGUCACUACGCCUAAGAUGCUCACAGACUUUCUCAGGGAAAACAAGACUAUUUCCUUUGGAGGCUGCAUGUGUCAGAUCUUCUUUGUGCAUAUUUUUGGAGGGAGUGAGAUGGGGCUAUUGGUGGUAAUGGCCUACGACCGCUAUGUGGCCAUCUGCAAGCCACUCCACUAUUCAACCAUUAUGAGCCUGGAAAAAUGCAUUGGGCUGGUGGCGACUUCCUGGACCAUUGGCUUUGUGCAUGCCAUGAGUCAAAUGAUUGUGAUUAUGCAGUUGCCUUUCUGUGGCCCCAGGGAACUUGACAGCUUCUUCUGUGAUAUACCACUGGUAAUCAAGCUUGCCUGCAUGGAUUCCUAUAACUUGGGAAUAUUAAUGAAUGCUGAUAGUGGGGUUCUGGCUAUGACCUGCUUUGUGUUGUUGCUGAUAUCGUACACAUACAUUCUUCUCAUUGUCCACCAAAGCUCUAAAACAGGUGCGUCUAAGGCCCUCUCCACCUGUGCUGCCCACAUAACAGUGGUGGUGCUCUUCUUUGGGCCCUGCAUCUUCAUCUAUGUGUGGCCACUCAGUAUCACAUGGGUAGACAAGUUUCUUGCUGUAUUUUACUCUGUUAUUACACCUCUCCUAAAUCCAGCCAUUUAUACUUUGAGAAAUAAAGACAUAAAAAGUGCUAUGAAGAGAUUCAGAAGCUACUACAUGCACUCCAAGGGAAAUAGUUAA